Messenger RNA from Saccharomyces paradoxus, 1710 nucleotides. It is a transcript of the gene TAF12, whose product is annotated as Taf12p. The coding region runs from base 1 to 1710 and encodes 569 amino acids. The transcript has a single exon. Gene Ontology annotation, cellular component: transcription factor TFIID complex; SAGA complex; SLIK (SAGA-like) complex. Gene Ontology annotation, molecular function: protein heterodimerization activity; DNA binding; TBP-class protein binding. Gene Ontology annotation, biological process: RNA polymerase II preinitiation complex assembly; DNA-templated transcription initiation. The record is from RefSeq and is a predicted model, not a curated record. Lineage: Eukaryota; Fungi; Ascomycota; Saccharomycetes; Saccharomycetales; Saccharomycetaceae.
AUGUCUUCUAAUCCAGAAAAUACUGGUACUAAUGCCAACAAUAAUACGAGUACUGGUAAUGCCGAUGUUAUUACAGCAACUCAGCAAAAUAUGGUACUACAACCGAGACAGUUGCAAGAAAUGGCUGCUAAGUUUAGAGCGUUACUGACUGAAGCAAGAAAUGUCGGUGAAACUACUCCCAGGGGCAAAGAAUUGAUGUUUCAGGCCGCUAAGAUCAAACAGGUGUAUGAUGCCCUUACAUUAAAUAGGAGAAGACAACAGGCUGCGCAAGCUUACAAUAAUUCCUCAAAUCCAAAUCCAAGCAAUUCGGCUUCUGUUUCUACUGAAAAUGCCCCCAACAAAUCACAGCAACAGCAACAGCAGACAAGGAACAACAGUAACAAAUUCAGCAAUAUGAUAAAGCAGGUCCUCACACCGGAAGAAAACCAAGAAUAUGAAAAGCUAUGGCAGAAUUUCCAAGGUCGGCACACAAGUAUAAAGGAGAGAGAGACAUAUUUGAAACAAAAUAUUGAUAGGUUAGAACAAGAAAUAAAUAAACAGACGGAUGAAGGGUCCAAGCAACAGCUGCAAGAAAAGAAAAAUGAACUGCUUAACGAUUGGAAGGUGCUGAAAGUAGAGUAUACCAAGUUGUUUAAUAAUUAUCAAAACAGCAAAAAAACAUUUUAUGUGGAGUGUGCAAGACACAAUCCAGCUUUACAUAAAUUCUUGCAGGAAAGCACUCAGCAGCAACGAGUGCAGCAACAAAGGGUACAACAACAACAACAACAACAACAACAACAACAACAACAACAACAACAACAACAACAACAACAACAACAACAACAACAACAACAACAACAACACCAACAACAACAACAACAACAACAACAACAACAACAACAACAACAACACCAACAACAACAACAACAACAACAACAACAACAACAAGGUCAAAACCAAACAAAUGCUUCUACUACAAAUUCUACAGAAAUGCCCUCGACAACUGCACCUGAUGCAGUGAAAUCACAGCAGCAGCAAAACGCACUUCCUGCCACCAAUACUCCCAGAGGUAAUGUAAACGCUCCGCAGACUGAACAAUCGAAAGCUAAGGUGACUAAUGUAAAUGCGACGGCAUCCAUGAUGAAUAAUGUAAGUUCGAGUAAGUCAGCAAUAUUCAAACAGACAGAACCUGCCAUACCUAUAUCGGAAAAUAUAUCUACCAAAGCACCAGCGCCUGUAGCUUAUAGAUCCAACAGGCCCACAAUAACUGGCGGUUCUGCUAUGAAUGCCAGUGCCUUGAAUACACCGGCAACAACUAAAUUACCACCCUAUGAAAUGGAUACUCAGAGAGUUAUGUCAAAGCGGAAAUUAAGGGAGUUAGUGAAGACUGUUGGGAUUGAUGAGGGUGAUGGUGAAACUGUCAUCGAUGGUGACGUAGAGGAAUUGCUAUUGGAUCUUGCCGAUGAUUUUGUCACUAAUGUUACAGCUUUUUCUUGUAGAUUGGCAAAACAUAGAAAAUCGGACAAUUUAGAGGCAAGAGACAUCCAGCUACAUUUGGAAAGAAAUUGGAAUAUUAGGAUUCCUGGUUAUUCCGCUGAUGAAAUAAGAAGUACAAGAAAAUGGAACCCCUCCCAAAAUUAUAAUCAGAAAUUGCAGAGCAUUACGUCUGAUAAAGUGGCAGCUGCGAAAAAUAAUAGCAAUAAUGUUGCAAGCCUGAAUACAAAAAAAUAA